AUGCCUUUGAGCGGCACUCAAGUGACCACCAUCAUCGCCCUCGAACGCACCGGAGCUUCACUCUCUUUGAUUGGCAUCACCCUCAUCUUUGUCUCGUACUACCUGUUCAAGCGACUGAGGACCAUUCCCAAUCUGUUCAUAGUCUUUGCUUCGGUCGCCAACAUUGGCGCCAGCAUUGCGUGCCUCAUUGGCUACGAUGGUAUCCUCAUAGGAGAGGCUUCCGCGUUGUGCCAGGCUCAGGCCUUCAUGCUGGAGAUGUUUAUGCAGUCUGACCCCUGGUGGUCCUUGGCCAUGGCAGUUAACGUCUAUCUUGUCUUUUUCUUCGGCGCCAGCCCAGCCUCUUUCCGACAGUAUCUCUGGGUGUACUGCGUCAUUUGCUUUGGUGGGCCAUUCAUACCCGCUAUUGUGCUUCUGCUUGCGCGCCCGAAUGGGCAGAUGAUGUAUGGCAAUGCGACACUUUGGUGCUGGAUCAAUAGCGACUGGAGUGAACUGCGCAUCUACACUUACUAUCUGCCGAUUUGGAUCUGCAUCCUCUGCUCCAUCCUGAUUUACUUUGCCGUCGGCUACCACGUCUUCCACCAACGCAACCAGCUGCGAAACCUUACGUUCAGUCACAUAAAAGAUGCGAAUGAAGUAUCAAUAUCAGAGGAUAACAGAGACUCAGCAGAGAAGGUUAGGAGAAGCGAUCGUGCUGUUUCCCAAGCCCAGAGGCUGACUUUGACGCAGAAUCUCACUGGACGUUCAGAGGACUGGCAGGUCACCGCUGUCACUGAAGUUCAAAUCACGACCGGGUCCCCGAGGCCAGAUCGGACAAUCGAAAUGCCAACUGUGCCACCGGCGGCAUUGACAGACUCGCCGCAGAUCCACAGCGCCGGACACGCGCAGUCAUGGCAUUCAAGUCAUGAACGUGUGCCGAGUCCUGUCAUCAGCCACGCGCGUUUCGAGACGAUGAUCAGUUCGAACCCACCACCACCCCCUCCGCGGAGGUCUUUGUUGGGGUACGUGAAGGGCGGCAUGCAAAAGUUCAACGCCAAGUUGCAAGGGCUGGAUCCCGUCAAACUUGCCUACCUGCGAACAAGUUUCAUCUUUGCCAUAUCGAUCCUUGUCACAUGGACGCCAAGCUCCAUCAACCGCGUCAAUGACUUGGUAAACCCUGGCCAAGUCAGCUUUGGCCUUAAUGUUGCCACGGCGAUUGUGCUGCCCUUGCAGGGGGUUUGGAACGCUGUCAUUUACUUCAUGACGAGCUGGACCACUGUCAAGGAGGAGUAUCGCCGCUUGAUGCAUCGUAGGUCGAUCAGGCGGCUUGAUAGCCGGGAGGACAGCCGGGGGAGAAGUGCGAGGCUGAACAUCUUUCGAGGCCACCGUGACAACCAUUUCGACCCAUCACGUCUUGAGAGUGGUAAGCGGCCACGCAGCGGCCAGGUCAGUGAGUACGAGCUGGCGCCGCCUGCGAAGAAGGGUCAUGGAAAUGUUCGGGCCAUGCGGGGCUCGUUUUAG
Molecule: messenger RNA, 1497 nt
Organism: Verticillium alfalfae VaMs.102
Lineage: Eukaryota; Fungi; Ascomycota; Sordariomycetes; Glomerellales; Plectosphaerellaceae
Product: G-protein coupled receptor
Exons: 3
Coding region: 1-1497 (498 amino acids)
Biological process (GO): adenylate cyclase-activating G protein-coupled receptor signaling pathway; cell surface receptor signaling pathway
Cellular component (GO): plasma membrane
Molecular function (GO): G protein-coupled receptor activity
Source: RefSeq, a predicted model, not a curated record